AUGGACAAUGAUGUACCGUUCAGCUCCUUCUGUAAUGCGCUCCUCGAGAUUCGACAUACGGUCAACAACAAAAUGAAGACAGAGGCAUUGAACAAAUUCAUAAAUAAUCAUGGAAUUGAGCGUGAGAAGGCGACGAAUGUUCGAGAGUUCUUGCGGUCUGCGGAAAACGAAGAGCUAAACGAAUUUCGAUCAGGAGUGCUCCGUCUACGUCAAAAGAUUGCAAGAGUCUUGGAUUUGAAAGUCAUUGAUAUCAUCAUAUCUGACUCUGGGAACAACUACAAAAGCCUUCGCGAGUUGAUCAUUCCGAUUAGUGAGAGAUUCAGCCCGCAAUCCAGUUUCAAAUUGGGGGAAGUUAAUCAAAAGCUCAAGCAAUUGAUGGGAAGCAAAGAUGCAGAGGAAAGUAAACUUUUACGAGAACUUUUCGAGAACUGCAUCGCCGGGGAAUUAUUAUGGAUUUUUGCAGUGAUGACAAAAAGCAUUGUGACUUCGCUAAAUUGGGAUAUUGGAUGUUUGCGAGAUGCUUUGAAUCCAAGAGGCAAUGAAGAAUUUAAAAGAAAUCGAGAUAUGAAGAGAAACAAAGAAGAACACAGCGACACAUAUCCAUUAAUGUGCAACUUUGAACCAAUGCUGCUUUCAAGACUAGACAUUGACGACUGGUACAAAAAAAUAGCGGCUCAUUCGGGCAUAAACUUCUUUAUGGAAUUGAAAUUCGAUGGAGAACAUGUUGUGAUCCAUAAGAAAGGCGACUGUUGGCGGGUUGUUACUAGGAAUGGGAAAGAUUUUACUAAAUAUUACGAUGGAACUAUUGGCAAGAAAAAUCUGCUCGAGUCAAUUAAACCAUUCUUGCGAUCAACUGUAGAUGAAGUAGUCGUCGAUUGUGAGCUAAUGCUUUACGACGAAGUUGCGAAAAAAUUGGUGCGACAUCAUCAGGAAUGUGCGGAUGGAAAAACGUACAACUAUCAGCACAUAGAGCCAAAUGACCCCGUCCAUUUGGUCGUUGUUGUCCUCGAUUUAAUGUACUUGAAUGGUCACAACUUUAUGGGUACGCCUUUUGAUAAACGCCUUCAGGCCAUGGACUCGCUUUUAUUAAAGAAACAGGAUCCGACUGUUAUCUACAUUCCAGAGCGCAAAAUUGGAAAUUCAAAGGAAGAUGUGAAAGCUUAUUUCAAAGAAGCAAUGAUGAAUUGCGAUGAAGGAAUUGUCAUCAAACGUCGCGAGACACUCUAUGAACCUGGUCACCGUUUGCUCAGAAAUGGAUGGUUUAAGGUUAAAGCUAACUUGACGGAAGGAGCACACCUGGAUGUUGCCGUUGUCGGAGUAAAAUAUGAAGGGACCUCUCGAGAACAACAGUUAGUGAUCGCUGUCAAAAGACUUCGCUUCGAUAAAGAGGAACUUGAAGAGGAUACCAGCUUUGAUCUUAAAGUCAUAGGAGCAGUUGGAGCUGGAUUAACGCAAAAUGAACGUCGUUGGAUCAUCGAUGAAGCUACCAGAAUGGGGAACCUUUUAAAAUCGCCACCCGCCGGAGUUUUUGGUUCCGAUAUUGCUGAUGGUGGAUACUUUCGUGAUUGGGAUGAUUUUCAGGUUGUUGAGGUGAGAUGUGCGGGAAAACAGGGUGGCGCACUUCAACAUGCUGGAAUGAUUCGGUUAAGAGAUGAUAAAGAUGUCAAGACUAUAGAUUCAUACCUUGAUUUCAAGCGAUUGGAGGACAAGAUAAAAAGUGGUCAUUUACCCGAAUUGGAUGCCGAAGCGGAGAUGGCGAGGACAAAUCGAAAAAGAAAAGUUCAAGUGGCAUUGUCAAAGACUAAAAUUGCUUCAGAAGGCGCAACAGUUGCAAAAGUUGUGAAGCAUAGCAACAGUCUGGAUGGUGUUGUUGUAAGCGUAAUUCCAGGAAAGAACGAUAAGCGCUACAAAACUCUUAUUGAAAUUCUGAAGAGUUUUGGUGCUCAAGUUCAAUUGAUUCCAGAUGAAGGCACGAACUUUUUGGUAGCCGAAGCUAAGGCUGUUCCGCAAACCACAAAAAGAGUCAAAGAAGCUAAAUGGACUGUGAUCGAUGGUGUCUGGGUUGAAAGAUGUCAACAGAAAAAAGAAAUCGUUGAAUGGGAGCCAAGUGAUGUGAUCUAUGGAAAGGCCGAUGGAUUUAAUCUGAAUCUUCGAGUU
Mesorhabditis belari is the source of this 2157-nucleotide messenger RNA. Lineage: Eukaryota; Metazoa; Nematoda; Chromadorea; Rhabditida; Rhabditidae. The record is from the annotation of a GenBank genome assembly.